AUAGCCAUGUCAUCAUUUUUGCGCACAGCGCAACGAGAAUUACAAACAUGAAUUCCAAUAUUUUUAUAAUGAAAACAAACUUGUUGGCUGGUUUUAACUUGACUCUGCCUAAGCUUUGCUGUGGUACAAAGAACACAGCAGCAGACGUCGGGCAUGCGUAGAAAGCGGCAGCACUCACGUGGCAGUUCCUUGACGGACGUGCGUCAAGUCUCUAGCACGCAGCUGGCAAUCGUUCAGCUGGAGGAUGAGCUUGCGUUCCGUGAGCGUCAGCCGGAAAGAGCACACGCCUCUAAAGUGAGAAGAAACAACGAAACGUCAAGCAGGGGCUUCUCGGCACCCGAGUCACGUGACGCUGCCGUCGGCCAUGACACCCCUCCACCCCAUGACUCGGAGAGCACCAUCGAUGAAGACCACGAUUAUUUUCGACCGCCGGCGAACGAUGAUCUACCAUCAACAUCUAAAGACAUGAACGUGAACGCCAGAGGUCAGCCUGCAACACGACGAAGCGCACCGGUGAAGAUGUUGCACGGGAAACGCAGCAGUGUUCGGAGAUGCGACAACAACGCCUUCAUAUCGAUACCAGUGGACGACCUCUUGAGACAUAGGGUGCAAAUAUGCCAUAGCAGUUCAAAGAAAGCGCGCUAUCAAGCCUCCAGGAGUCCUUCUGAUGACGACGCGGCCAGAAACAAGACACAAAACAGAUCCAGUCAUCAAAAAAAGUAUUCAAAAAAAGAAACACGAAAAUAUACCAAAACUCGUUCUAGAAGUGAUUCAUCUUCAUCCCGCUCUAGGACACGUGAGCGUUACCCAUCAAGAAGACGUAAGUCAAGAAGUCAUAAGUCAAGAAGACAUAAAUCAAGAAGUCAUAAAUCAAGAAGUCAUAAAUCAAGAAGUCAUAAAUCAAGAAGAAGUCGUAAAUUAUCAAGAAGCCCUAACUCAUCAAGAAGUCGUAGCUCCACAUCUAGCAGCUGCUCAUCAAGGUCAGGUCACUCUUCCAGGUCCUCAGUUUCUACUAGACACACCAGUAGGAAAAAAAAGAAAUCAAAGUCUGGAUACCGGAUGAGCCCCUGUUCAACACAUGAUGAAUGCAGCUGCAGGUUAUCCCCCUGUCCAGCCUCGCGUGGACACAAAAAUUACCACACACAAAACAGAAGGUCCCAGGAUAAUGCCAGAACAGGGAACAGGUCACAUAGCAAUUCUUCAAUGCAAAAAGAAGGACAAGAAGAUAGUUAUCAAUUACAGUCUCCUGUACAAUCACCAGUGACCACAAAACACUGUCAAGCUCACUCAGAAAAUAAAAAAAUGACAUCAAGAAACCAAGAAGUUCCGGAUUCUUCUGAAAGACGACACCGGAAAUCAGCAGAUCAUAAUUCAAGUGAUCGUCCUGAAAGACGACACCGGAAAUCAGCCGAUCGUAAUUCAAACGAUUCUCGGGAAAGAAAACACAGAAAAUCGGCAGAUCAUAAUUCAAAUGAUCAUCAUGAAAGACACCACAGGAAAUCAGCAGAUCGUGGUUCAGAUACAGGUUCUGUCAGAAGCUCAAGCAGAACAUCCAACCAAAAUUUUCUUCAGAGGCUAGUUUGGAAGUCCCACAAGCAAGAAACUGGUCACUCUAGCAGGCAGAAGGAAUCAUCCAAAGAUUCGAAGGUGGUGAAAAAUUAUAGUCAGACUAAGCAACAGAAAACAGAUGAGGUAACCCGUCAGAGACAUCGGAGACACGACAGUCCUGAACCUAGAGAUAAAAACAAAGAGAAUCUUUCGUGUACACUGAUGUAAAGGGGCUGAUGUAUACAUUUGUGUAAUGGAAGUACCAUUUUUAAAAGUUUACUACAACUA
Molecule: messenger RNA, 1836 nt
Organism: Physella acuta
Lineage: Eukaryota; Metazoa; Mollusca; Gastropoda; Physidae
Product: pre-mRNA-splicing factor CWC22 homolog
Source: RefSeq, a predicted model, not a curated record